CACACACACACACACACACACACACACACAUAAACGCACACACACACACACACACACACUGGUGUUUGGUGGUGGCGGGGCACGUCAACCGGACAACAAAGGGAAGUACAGGGGGGCUCACUGCAGCCAGGAUAGGAUCACACGUUACCACCAUCCAGUGUCAGCGACCAGCUCACUUAACUCUUUUUUUCUUCUUCAUAUCUAUUGGGAAAUAAAACAUCAGUCAAGCUGGAGGUGACCGUCAUAGAAGCGUUAUCGGCUCACGUAGACAGUACAGCCGUACUCGUGAGCCUCGGCAGAGAGAUGGAGAUGGAGCAUUUCGACGACCGGGACAAAGGUCAGAGACACGGCCGGUCCAGUGCGAAGUUGAACGGGGUGCCGAGUCCCACGCACAGCGCCCACUGCAGCCUGUACCGGACCCGGACCCUGAAGACUCUGACUACAGAGAAAAGAGCCAAGAAGGUCCGCUUCUACCGCAACGGAGACCGAUACUUCAACGGGAUCGUGUACGCCAUCUCCACAGACAGGUUCCGCACCUUUGACGCCCUGCUGGCGGACCUGACCCGCUCCUUGUCCGACAACGUCAACCUACCGCAGGGCGUUCGGACCAUCUACACCCUGGAUGGCUGCAAGAAGAUCACCAAUAUUGAGCAGCUGGUAGAAGGUGACAGCUAUGUGUGCAGCUCCAUCGAAGCUUACAAAAAGUUGGAUUACACGAAAAACGUGAACCCCAACUGGUCGGUGAACGUCAAGUCCUCGGCUGCGUCCUCCCGCGGGCCUCCCUCCCUGGGCAGCGCCAAGGCCGGCGCUCCAGAGAGCAGAGAAAUCAAGGAUUUCAUACGUCCAAAGCUUGUGUCAGUGGUGCGGAGUGGAGUGAAGCCCCGCAAAGCUGUGAGGAUCCUGCUGAACAAGAAGACGGCCCAUUCCUACGAACAAGUCCUGACCGACAUCACUGAUGCCAUCAAGCUUGACUCCGGAGUGGUGAAGAAGAUCUACACGCUGGAUGGCAAACUGGUGUCGUGUCUGCAAGACUUCUUUGGCGAUGAGGACGUUUUUGUGGCUUGCGGACCGGAGAAGUUCCGCUACCAAGAAGACUUGAUGUUGGACGACAGUGGUGAAGGAACUAAGUGUCGUGUGAUGAAGUCGGUGACCUAUGGGAAGAUGUCUGCCACUCUGAGCCGAGGCUCCCCCAGGACCGUCAUCCAAACACAUCGCAGCAAGUCCCCUGCAUCCUUGAACGGGACGCCGGCCAGUCAGCUGUCCACUCCUCAUUCGGGAAAAUCUCCCAGCCCCUCCCCGACCAGCCCGGGCAGCCUUAGCCGACGUCGGGGGUCCCAGGGUUCUUCCACCUCUCUGUCUUCCACUAAAGUGUCCAGCUCGGUGGAAGACGGGGAUGGACCUGUAUCUGAAGCUGAGGUUCUGGUCGAUGAGGUUCCAGCUGUGCCGCCCUACAUUUCAGACCGCUACAAGGUGGGACGCAUGUUAGGCGAUGGGAACUUUGCAGUUGUUCGAGAAUGUGUGGAGCACACUACAGGGCGGGAGUACGCUCUGAAGAUCAUCAACAAGGGCAAAUGCAGAGGCAAAGAGCACAUGAUCCAGAACGAGGUGGCCAUCCUCCGCAGGGUCAAACAUCCAAACGUCGUCCUGCUCAUAGAGGAGGUGGACACUUACAGCGAACUCUAUCUGGUCAUGGAGCUGGUCAAGGGGGGAGAUCUGUUCGAUGCCAUCACCUCUGCCAACAGGUACACAGAGAGAGACGCCAGCGGCAUGCUCUACAAUCUGGCCAACGCCAUCAAAUACCUCCACAGCCUCAACAUUGUGCACAGAGACAUCAAACCAGAAAACCUGCUGGUGUAUGAGCAUGCGGACGGCAGCAAAAGUCUGAAACUGGGAGACUUUGGUUUGGCGACUGUGUUGGACGGACCGCUCUACACCGUCUGCGGGACCCCGACAUAUGUAGCACCUGAAAUCAUCGCAGAAACAGGGUAUGGCCUUAAGGUGGACAUCUGGGCAGCUGGAGUCAUCACCUACAUCCUGCUGUGUGGUUUCCCACCCUUUCGAGGGAGCAGUGACGAUCAGGAAGUGCUUUUCGAUCAGAUACUAAUGGGACAGCUAGAAUUUCCUCUGCCGUACUGGGACAACGUGUCAGAGACAGCCAUGGAGCUGAUUCGAUCCAUGCUGGAGGUGGAGGUCGAUCAGAGAUACUCCGCCCUCCAGGUGUUAGAGCACCCUUGGGUCACUGAUGAGGGUUUAUGUGAGAAUGACCAUCAAUUGUCUGUAGCAGGAAAGAUAAAGAAGCACUUCAACACCAGUCCGAAGGGCAAUGACACCACUGCAGGAGUGUCAGUCAUUUCUUUGGAUGACAGCUUUUCUAUGCAGAGAUCUGGGUCGUUGGAUUUCUACCAGCACCCGGCCAUGUACUGGAUAAGGCCACCCCUCUUGAUAAGGAGGGGCAGAUUCUCAGACGAGGAUGCCACCCGGAUGUGACGCUACUACCUUUGUAGAUGAUGCCAACGGUGACAACAGUAACAACAUCAACAACAAAAACACUACGGGCGGAGCCUCCCAGUUGCCUCCCUGGCCUGCCCAUGGCCCCUCCCUCUCUGACCCCUGACACUUGCUCUGACCCUUCCCCGAACCUCAGCCUCUCAUCUGACUCUGAUGACAUCUCCAUCAGCUCAGCCAGUACCACCUGCUCCCCCAACUCGCCCUUCUAGAGAGGAGGCGGGAGGGAGGAGGAGGAAGAGGAAGAAUCAAGAAGGGAAAAUCCUCAUCCAGCUCCUCCCUCUGUAGGGAGGAGGAGGAAGAGGAGACGUCAGCUUCCCCGCAGUCUCUUAUCUAAGGUCGCGGGUGAACAGGGAGAAACUGUGGAGGGAAAAACAAAAAAAUAUCAGAGAGAACUUUUAGCUUCCCUGAAUCCAUCUUUCCAAACCCGGAGGAGAGAUCGAUCAAAGGGUGGAUAGAGGAAACAUAGGGUAGAGAGUUUAGGAGAAAGACUAAAGAGGCAACAAGAAACAGAGAACACGAGGAAGAGUGAAAAAGCGGAAUGAAGCGAAACACUUUUCAUUUAUUUCUUUUUGACGUUCUCUCAUCUGAGCACAUGUUGCAGAGCUCAAGGAGCGAGAAAGGGCGACAGUAUUGCUCACCCUUCAGUGAUGAUCGGGGCUCAACAUGGAAACUUCCUUCUGCUGGAACAGCUCUACAAGGCAAUAUGAGAAUAUGGACCAAUGUUCAGGUUUUAUUGAACCUUAUUUAUUCAUUCUUUAUUCACUGCAUUUUUUUAUAUGUAUUUCCCUUUUUCACAAAGGAAAGUUUUUUUGUUGAAUUGUCCGAAGAGCUUGAUGGAAGGAACAUCAUGGGAAAGUGUUAGAAGCAGAGCUCAGGAAUGUGGAAGUAGGGUACCUUAGAUGUGGGGAAAUGAGAGCUACAGUGUGUAGAGAAAGGAGUUUUUCUUACAAAUGUGUUGUGUUCAUAGAAAAAGAUAACUGACUGACUCAAAUACAGCACUUGUGCUAUAAUUCUGUGCUCCUCACAGUAUUGGCGUUGCCUUCCUGUAAUGUUGGAUUGCAGUAUUACAGUUUACAUUUUACACAGACUGCUAUUAAGACAAUAAUGGUGCAUUUGAUCCCUUCUUGUAAUUGUGUUAACAGCUUUGUUCAUGACAUAUUGAUACACACAAUUCAGCAGCAUUCUGGUGCUUGUGUAGCAAAAUCAACAUUUUUUCACAAUCAUUCUGAAUUGAUAUCAUAUUAAUCUUGAUAUUUUGUAACGCUCAUGUACACAUAUGAAGCCUCGUUUACAUUUUUUCUUUCUCCAACAAAGGCAUAUUUCAUCCACAUAUUCCAGCAGUAAAAAACAAACAAAGGUAUAAUUGUUGCGGCCUAGGUAUACCACUUGUAUGGGUUUGGAGAAAUGUUUUACGUGGUAAAUGUACACAAUUAGCCGUUUUUGAGGGCUGCCUAUUUGCACAAAGUACUGCAGUCCAGGUGCAGUCAAACAGAGAAAGACGGUAUGGAUGCCGGAGAACCAGCAGCACUCUUGGAAAGCAGUACAGUUGGAAGAGGACUUAUUUCAGCUCUGUAAAACCUCAUUCAUGGCUUCAUUUAUUCAGAUGAAAGCAUGACAGACAUACAGUAGCCUAUUCUUAUAAAAAAAAAAAAAUACGGUUUUGUGAUGAAGUAUUGUUUAUAUGUUAUGUAAAUAACAUAAUUUCAUUUAUUUUGAUAGUUCACAAUACAGUAUAUUUCUUUACUAGCAGUAAGUCUAUAAGAACUGUGAGAGGAAAAAAAACAGUCAUACAUGUGUUCGCAAAGAAAAAAAAUAACCUAGAGGAGAUCAUCAAAUGAAAAUAUAGAAAUGAGUUGAAAAAGACCAUUUUGAAGUUGUAGCGCCUGGAUGGAUGUACACAGACAAAUCUAGAAAAGAAGACCGCCAUCUUUGCUUCUUGUCAGACACUGGGAAUGAUGUCACUUCCUUUGCAAAAGCAACUGGUAAAGGAAUUUCCAGUAACUGAAGUGAGAUAACAGAGAGGAGAAGCCAGGAUAGUGAGAGAUGUGCAGAGCGAUUUCCUUUUUUUAAAUUGUUUUUUAUUAUUAUUUAUUUUUCUUACAGCUGAUCUCCCUGCAGUCGUCACACUUGUCCGUAGAUUUCUGUGGAUUUAUAAUCUCAUCAUCACAUAUACAGUAAUGUGCCGCCAUAUUGACCAGAUCAGUAUGAAUUUGUCGUGCUGUUGAAAUCAACUCUCUCCGGCACGUGGGCACAUGUGGUUUACCAAAGUGCUCUCACUGCUGCACCACAGUAUCACAAUCUGUUGCAAUACCAAUACCUGUACCUCUGUUCAGCAAUGGUCUAUCAAUAAUAAUAGUAGUAAUAAAAUACGUUUCAAAAA
Messenger RNA from Cottoperca gobio, 4888 nucleotides. It is a transcript of the gene dclk1a, whose product is annotated as doublecortin-like kinase 1a. Lineage: Eukaryota; Metazoa; Chordata; Actinopteri; Perciformes; Bovichtidae. The record is from RefSeq and is a predicted model, not a curated record. Gene Ontology annotation, biological process: photoreceptor cell development; intracellular signal transduction; protein phosphorylation. Gene Ontology annotation, molecular function: protein kinase activity; ATP binding. The transcript has 17 exons. Bases 304 to 2487 code for a protein of 727 amino acids. Gene Ontology annotation, cellular component: axoneme.